AGUCACAUACAAUAUACACAUUAUUGUUAUUAUAUUCGUGCAAUAAUAAUUAUAAUAUUACAUAUUAUUUAAAAAAAAAAACAUAUUAUUAUCAUUAUUGUUGUUGUUAUUACUAUUAUUAUUAUUAUUACGCACAAGCAACAACUUUCGGACCGCCGCCGCCGCGUCGUUUUAUUUCGUCUGACGAAUAAAAAAAAUAUAAUAUCCGACACAAUCGUAUAAUACGCUACGCACAAACAUCAUACGCGCACGCACACGGCCGUGCAAUAAUAAUACAUUAUAUUGUUGCGGUUCAUCGUCGUCAUCGUCAUCCGUGUGCCUGCUCGUUGUUUCAUUUAACUUAGUAACAACGGUCGUAACAAUAGAGAAAAUAAUGCGCAGUGUGCUCGCCUCUGUCGUUUGAAGAAUAACGUCGCAGUUAUGCGCCUUUUGUGAAAAACAAUUUUUUGACUUUUUCCGAAAUCCAUACCGCAUCGAUAUAAAAUUUACAACAAUAUUAUACUUUAAACGCACUGAUCGUAGUGACGACACAUUAUUUAUGGCUAUCAAUCAGAUACUAUCGUCGAGCGCCCACAGAGCCCUAGCGCACGAGUACAAGAGUCUUCAGGAUGAACCCGUCGAAGGAUUCAGAGUAAAGCUGAUCGAGGACAAUCUACGAGAGUGGGAAGUGGCCAUAUUCGGACCACCAGAAACCCUUUACCAAGGAGGAUAUUUCAAGGCUCAUAUGAAGUUUCCAGCAGACUAUCCAUAUUCGCCACCAACUAUAAGAUUUCUGACAAAAGUAUGGCAUCCUAAUGUGUAUGAGAAUGGUGAUUUAUGUAUUUCAAUUCUUCACCCACCAAUAGAUGAUCCUCAGUCUGGAGAGUUACCAUGUGAAAGAUGGAAUCCUACCCAAAGUGUCAGGACAGUAUUACUAUCUGUAAUUUCUUUACUAAAUGAACCAAAUACAUUUAGUCCUGCUAAUGUGGAUGCUUCCAUCAUGUACAGACGGUGGAAAGAUUCCAAAGGAAAAGAUAAAGAAUAUGAAAACAUAAUAAAAAAACAAGUUGUAAGCGGCCGAUUAGAGGCUGAUAGAGAUGGAGUUGUGGUUCCACUUACGCUUGAAGAUUAUUGUAAAGUGAGCCAUGUUGCUCGGUCUUCAGCUGCUGCUGCUGCUAUGGACAGUGAUUUUUAUGUAGAAGACUACGACUUAGAUGUUGAGUCUGAUGCAAACUCUGAAGAAGAGUAUCAAGAUGAUGCUACUGAUAGUGGCAAUGGUGAAUCGUGAAACCAAACAACUAUUAGGCAUUUACAAAACAUUAAACAAUAUUUAAUAAACAGA
Molecule: messenger RNA, 1321 nt
Organism: Acyrthosiphon pisum (pea aphid)
Lineage: Eukaryota; Metazoa; Arthropoda; Insecta; Hemiptera; Aphididae
Product: ubiquitin-conjugating enyzme E2r-like
Source: RefSeq, marked provisional